Molecule: messenger RNA, 1980 nt
Organism: Entamoeba invadens IP1
Lineage: Eukaryota; Evosea; Mastigamoebida; Endamoebidae
Product: nucleolar GTP-binding protein, putative
Exons: 1
Coding region: 1-1980 (659 amino acids)
Biological process (GO): ribosomal large subunit biogenesis
Cellular component (GO): nucleolus
Molecular function (GO): GTPase activity; GTP binding; RNA binding
Source: RefSeq, a predicted model, not a curated record
AUGCCGUUGUACACCUUCAAGAAAAUCACCCCGGUCCCAACAGCAAGUAGUUUGCAAGACAUUGUCCUGAGUGGCACAAACAAACACACCCCGACUGUUGUUCACAAACAGUACGCAAUUCAUCGUAUUCGUGCAUUUUACAUGAGAAAAGUCAAGUACUGCUCUCAGUCGUACCACGACAGAUUGGCUUUGAUCCUCGAAGAGUUUCCAACCCUAGACGAUCUCCAUCCGUUUUAUGGCGAUCUGAUGAACGUUUUGUAUGACAGAGAUCACUACAAGUUGGCUCUUGCUCAACUUUCUGUCGCAAAAAAGCUUGUUGAUGGUGUUGGAACAGAAUACGUCAAAUACCUUAAAUACGCCGAUUCAUUAUACAGAUGCAAACAAUUGAAAAGAGCCGCACUUGGUCGUAUGUCUUCUAUUGUUAAGCAACAGAAUGCGUCGUUGGCCUAUUUGGAACAAGUAAGACAACACAUUGGAAGACUUCCAAGUAUCGAUCCAGUCAGUCGCUCGCUCAUCCUUGCUGGUUUCCCAAACGUUGGAAAAAGUUCGUUAAUGAACGUUUUCACAAAUGCAAAUGUCGAUGUGCAGCCGUAUGCAUUCACAACCAAAUCACUUUUUGUCGGACACACCGACUAUAACUACACUCAGUGGCAAGUCCUUGAUACUCCGGGUAUUCUGGACCACCCACUUGAAGAGAGAAAUGUCAUUGAAAUGCAAUCUAUCACUGCUUUGGCUCAUCUUUCGUGCUGUGUUUUGUACUUGAUGGAUGUCAGUGCUAACUGUGGUUACACCAUCCAACAACAAGCCUCGUUGUUCAAGUCGAUGAGACCACUUUUCAACCAAAAGCCAGUCAUUUUAGUCCUCAACAAGGUUGACUUGGCACCCAUUGAAUCCCUUGACGCUGAAGACCAAAAAACGAUUCAAGAGUUGACUGCAAUGUCGACUUUAGUCUGCCAAUGCUCAUGCUAUAAGCCAGAGUUGUAUGGUGAUUUGAAAGUGAAGGCGUGCUCGAUGUUGAAGGACAGUGUGAACGUUGACAAACUUUCUGGAAAGAAGGGAGAACUACUUUUGAACAAGCUCCGAGUGACGAUGCCAAAGAAGAGAGACGAUAUUGCAAGGCCAUCUCUUGCUGCUCCUGAGAUGAAGAGAAUGGAGACAUCCGAAAUAGAGCCGGACAUGACGCAGUGUCAAAAGGAAUUAUUGAGACUUGAACGAGACUAUGCUGCCUAUGAAAGAGGUGAGAUCCCAUGGCAAGAAUACAUGAAAGAUAGAGAAGGAUAUAUCUUAGAUAAUGAAGAGUGGAAGUACGAUGUUAUUCCUGAAAUAGUCGAUGGUAUGAACAUUGCUGAUUACGUUGAUCCAAACAUCGAAGCCAAAUUGGAAGAACUUGAAAAGGAAGAAGAGCAACAACUCCUGACUGCUGCUGUUGAGUUUGAUGACUCAAUGAGACUGAACCCUGAAGAUCAAGAAAUCUACGAUGAAAUAGUUGAUGCACAACUGGUGUUAAAGAGUGUUUCUCAUAACAAAAAGGGCAACAAGGCGAACCAAAUCAGUUUACAAACAAGAGGAAGAACUCGCGAUGAACUUCAAGAACAUUUGGAAGACCUUGGAAUCGACACGGAGACUGCGAAAAAGUCAGUGAGUCAAGUCAAAGCCAAAUCAAGAGGAAGAACACUCUCUGUUAAAAGGGGUCGAGAAGUUCCUUUCAUGGACGAUGACGAAGAUAUUGAUUAUGAAACACCAAAAGGACGUUCUGUAUCUAGAAAGAGAAGUCGAUCAAAUUCCCUUAUUAGAAAGGGAGAAGAAACCGCAUUCCCCACACAGGCAAUGAGAGACAAAGCCGAGAAAAUCAGAAGACUUGGGAGAAACUCGUUGCAACGAAAGAGCAAGACUGGAGAGUCGGACAACAAAAUCGACAACUUAAGACCCAAGUGGUUGAUCAGUGGAAAGAUGAAUGGUGGAACUCGUGACUGGAGAUAA